GGUAAAUCAGGGAUCUGUGUGAAGUCAGUCUUCUUCUCUGUCUCAGUGCUGCUCAGGCCAUCUCUCUCUCUAGACUACUACUCCUGCUUUUUGGAUUGGAUUGUUCUAGGACUGAGUGUUUGGGAAAGAGCCUGUAUUUGGAUAGGGCCGGGGCAGGGUGUCUUGGACUGGGAGUGUGUACUAACUAGUAUUUGGACUACAGAGUCGUGUCCUAUGGAGGUUCAGGUCCAGAGUCGGCCACUGCCCCCCACCAUCCCGGAGAAUGGGGAGGCCCAGGACCAUGAACCACACCCUGUGGAGUUCAACGGUCAUCGUUAUGCCAACGGUGGGGAGGCAGAGCUGCCCGUCUCCAAGUCUCAGAGGAGACGCAGCAAUGUCAAAGUCUAUAAGGAGUUCUGUGACUUCUACGCACGCUUCAACAUGGCUAAUGCCCUGGCCAAUGCGAUGUGUGAGCGCUGUAAAAGUGGCUUUGCCCCAGCGGAGAAGAUCGUCAACAGUAACGGGGAGCUGUACCAUGAGGGGUGCUUCGUUUGUGCUCAGUGCUUCCAACAGUUCCCUGAGGGUCUCUUCUACGAGUUUGAGGGCAGGAAGUACUGCGAGCAUGACUUCCAGAUGCUGUUUGCUCCCUGCUGCCACCAGUGUGGGGAGUUUAUCAUUGGUCGUGUGAUCAAGGCGAUGAACAACAGCUGGCACCCUGACUGUUUCUGCUGUGACCUCUGCCAGGCUGUGCUUGCUGACGUGGGCUUCGUCAAGAACGCCGGCAGACACCUGUGUCGCCCGUGUCAUAACCGUGAGAAAGCCCGUGGUCUGGGGAAGUACAUCUGUCAGAAGUGCCACGCCAUCAUCGAGGAGCAGCCGCUGCUGUUCAAGAACGACCCCUACCACCCCGACCACUUCAACUGCAACAACUGCGGCAAGGAGCUGACGGCUGAUGCCAGGGAGCUGAAGGGAGAGCUGUACUGCCUGCCCUGCCAUGACAAGAUGGGCGUUCCCAUAUGUGGCGCCUGCAGGAGACCCAUCGAGGGCCGCGUGGUCAAUGCCAUGGGCAAGCAGUGGCACGUCGAGCAUUUUGUGUGUGCUAAGUGUGAGAAGCCCUUCCUGGGCCAUCGCCACUACGAACGCAAAGGACUGGCCUACUGUGAGACUCACUACAACCAGCUCUUUGGAGAUGUCUGCUACCACUGCAACCGUGUCAUUGAGGGUGAUGUGGUUUCAGCCCUGAACAAGGCAUGGUGUGUCAACUGCUUCGCCUGUUCCACCUGCAACACCAAGCUCACCCUCAAGAACAAGUUUGUGGAGUUUGACAUGAAGCCGGUGUGCAAGAAGUGUUACGAGAAGUUUCCUCUGGAGCUCAAGAAGAGGCUCAAGAAGCUGGCAGAGACCGUGGGCCGGAAGUAGACAGACAGACAUGCUAGAACGGACAAAAGUGAUAUCAGAAUGUUUGCGCAAGCACAUGACCUUUGUUCUUGGUGUAAGCUUGGGGAUUAAAACCACUCUACCCAACCCCUCAUAUGUUGAUGAAAAUCAGAUUUGCAGUAUCCGUCCGUUAAAUAGUGAUAACCCAUGAGCAGAGAGACAGACUGUACACAAGAAAGGGUCAUCCCCAAAUCAGUGCCUUUGUCUGAAUACAUAUUCAUAUAUAUCCUUGAUAUGCUUAUCUCAUAGAUUUCAUUAUUUUUUAGCUUAAAAUUUCACUUCAUAACCCAACCUGUAUAUUUAAGAAUGCAUCAAUGGUCCUGGUAUUUCGUCAGGUGAAUAAAGAGUAUUGAGAAGGUUGUUACUGCCAGUUUGCUGGUCUGUUAGCCAACUACUUUAUCGUUGUCGUGCCAUACAAGUAGAAACAGACAGACACCUGGGCUAUGUUACUGAUGCUACUCACAAUCACAUUACUGUGCAGCAGAACUGUGUCUCAUAUACACUACCGGUCAAAUGUUUAGACACACAUACUCAUUCAAGGGUUUUUCUUUAUU
Messenger RNA from Coregonus clupeaformis (lake whitefish), 1970 nucleotides. RefSeq names its product LIM and senescent cell antigen-like-containing domain protein 1. Gene Ontology annotation, cellular component: focal adhesion; cytoplasm; cell-cell junction. NCBI's taxonomy places the organism in Eukaryota, Metazoa, Chordata, Actinopteri, Salmoniformes, Salmonidae. The record is from RefSeq and is a predicted model, not a curated record. Gene Ontology annotation, biological process: positive regulation of integrin-mediated signaling pathway; cell-cell adhesion; positive regulation of substrate adhesion-dependent cell spreading. Bases 214 to 1398 code for a protein of 394 amino acids. The transcript has 10 exons.